AUGUCUUCUGGCAAAACUCAUAUUAGUAUUCCUUAUUAUACUCCCUUGGGUCCGUAUCAUACUCAUAAUGGUGGGCAAACCUACUUAAUUAAACUUUUAGAUAAUAUUGGACUUGAUAAGAUUGAAUCGAUUAAGUUUGAUGGCCCGGUUUAUUCUCUUUUCCCGGAUUCAGCGUUAAAGGAAACCAUUGAGCUCAUCCAUCUUCGUAAUAUUGAAGUUUCAACUGGGGGUUUACUUGAGCAACUUUGUGUCCUAGGUACUGGAAUUAAAGAUUCAUCCUUGUCAACCAAAAUUUAUUUGAAAAAAUGUAAAGAAGUUGGAUUUGAUUACUUGGAAAUUAAUAAUCUUUUUGAUAAUAUUAUCCUUGAACGCUCGUAUCUAAGUCGAAUCGUUAAUAACGCCAACUCGAUUGGAUUGAAGCUUAAAGCAAAGAUUUGUAUUUCCAAAGCAAAUAUGGGAAUUCCAGGAAUUCAAAUCUUUAAGACAGCUAAUAAAGUUGCUCGAUGUUUAAAUUAUUCUGACGAUGAGAGCUCUGACGAUUCUGAUUCUGACAACGACAAUGGCACCGUAGAUGACGUCAUGAAAAAGAUUCAUGAUCAAUAUGACUUUCUUACAACUCUAAUUAAAGGUUCCAAUAUCUUAAUCGCAAGCGAUGGCAUUUUCCAUAACAUACCAUUGAUAGGACACAAAAAAGAACAGUGGUUUGCUAAUAUUUUGGACAGGAUGACAUCCGAUCAGAAAUUUGAGAACGUAACAUACGAAGCUCCUAAUCCGGAAAUUUUUACUUUUCUGUUAGAUCGAUAUAGUUCUAAUAUCAACUUACUUGUUGAUUAUUCGCAUGCUUAUCAUGUGUCUCUUCUGAGGAAAG
Messenger RNA from Funneliformis caledonium, 868 nucleotides. Lineage: Eukaryota; Fungi; Glomeromycota; Glomeromycetes; Glomerales; Glomeraceae. The record is from the annotation of a GenBank genome assembly.